Molecule: messenger RNA, 1503 nt
Organism: Athene cunicularia (burrowing owl)
Lineage: Eukaryota; Metazoa; Chordata; Aves; Strigiformes; Strigidae
Gene: CUTA
Product: cutA divalent cation tolerance homolog
Exons: 6
Coding region: 92-580 (162 amino acids)
Biological process (GO): response to metal ion
Molecular function (GO): copper ion binding
Source: RefSeq, a predicted model, not a curated record
AUUGCGGGCAGCCUUCCCAGGCAGCCUGCCCAGCUCUGGGCAGAGCAGGUGGAGGGACGGAGGGGACGCAGCCUCUCGCCCGGCCGGGGAGAUGGAGUGGCUGAGCCAGCGCUGCCCACUGCUGCCCGCUGCCCAGGGCUGUCCCCGGCCGGGCCGUGGCACCUUGCUGCUGGUGGUGAUUCUGGCUUUGCUGAUGUACCCGGUGCUGAGGAGCCUCGCUCUCCAGCUGCACUCGGCCGUCACGGGCAGCUACGUCUCUGGGACCCACUCCAUCGCCUUCAUCAACUGUCUCAACGAGCAGAUUGCCAAGGAUAUUGCAAGGGCCAUCAUGGAUAAGAAGCUGGCUGCCUACGUGAACAUCCUGCCGAAGAGCUCAGCCUUGUAUUUCUGGAAAGGGGAACUGGAAGAAUCCACUGAAAUACUGCUGUUAGUGAAAACAAGGACAUCCAAAAUAGACGAAUUGUCCAACUACGUCAGAUCCAUCCAUCCCUUUGAAAUUCCUGAAAUCAUCAGCCUGCCUAUUGACCAAGGAAACCCUCUCUACCUCAAAUGGAUAGAGGAAAGCGUCCCACAGGACUAACUGAAAAGCACCUCGCUUUUGGGGAGACUGGGUGAAACGUGCUGGGCUGUGCUGCUCCCCCUGUGCAGGCAGGACUUGCACACACGCCAGGAGGCAGGUUCUACCUCCCCACGUUUGCUGUAACACAGAAGCUUGGGCUUGGGAAUUUUGUUUGCACCCAAAACAUCCCCUCCUUGGCCUGACCCUGUGCUCCAGGGAGCCCCGAGCAGCCCGCAGGUGGUGGGGGCUGACGUGGGGAAGGGCUCCAGGCACCCAGGGCUGUCGCAGCCCCGUGGAUGAGGAUGCACAGAGAUGCUCGUUUCAGGAUCCUGCGGCAUUUGGGGGCUGUCUCAGGCGGCCAGCAUCAAAUGCCAGCUGGUAGCCACGGCCCAGCAGCCCCCGGCAGUGCUGCGUGUCCCUGCAGCCAGCGCCUGAACCCCUGCCGGGCCCCCCCUGCUCCCCACAGCGGCUGUCGCAGCAUCCUGCCCCGCUCUGCCCCCUGCUUCCCCGAGCCCGGGGGCAGCAGGAUGUGGCCGGGCACCCCGCGAUGCACCGGCUCACGCCCUCUCCAGCUGUCACGCGACGCGCUGGUUUGAGUCUUACAAAAUCCAAGGAAACAGAAAACUUGAGCAGAAGUUGCUUUUAACCAGGAGCUACGAGCAGCACAUAUGCUGACCCUGUCCUACCUGCUGAGCUGGGCUGAGCUGGGCUGGUCUGGGCUGCUGAGCUGGGCUGAACUGGGCAACAGCCGCAGCCAGUUCAGGGAAACCAAGUGCCAGCAGGACCCGGUCAUUGCCCAGCCCUGCGUCCCCUACCCACGCCUGAACGGUGGUUUAACCUUGUAAAAAGAUGUUCAUGUUAAUAGUUUAAUGAGAUACAACUUCUAGAACAACAGCGAGUUAGUUAUGUGGCUCGGAAGGGAAUAAACAGGAGCGUUUCUUACC